GAGGGACCUCAUGCUAUCUUGAUACUGAUUUGCUCGUAGUAGUUGGCAUGACGAUGCUGUCUUCUCUGAUGGUUCAGACUUGCGUUGAAUUCGGUUGAUCGGGGCAAAGCAAACCGAGCGCUUGUUCAAAUACACGAGGAUCCAAUUCUCAUUGCAACUCGUGGACAGAUCACCCCAUCUCUGUAGACCCUCUCCAAUCUCAAAACGCGGGGUCGACAUUUUUACAUUAUUUCCUUCUACUUUGUCACCAGAGACAUCGUUUUGAAGUCGAAUAUUCUCACAAAAUGAGUCUGUUGACAUUGUUUGCGGCGGACUCCGCACGGCCGUUGUGGGACAGCGAACCCAUCGAUGGGGCAUUUGAAAUCGACCUUCCACAAGGGACUAUCGACCAAGGAGUUGUCAAAGCAGUCUCAAGACCAUGGUUAUUUGGCUAUAAGCCAACGACGAAGCCCAACGGGCGCGCGGUGCUCAUUCUGGGUGGCGGCGGUUACAUCGAGCUCAUGGUGGGCCGUGAAGGUGUCGCCGUCGCACGCUGGCUCGCUUCUCUCGGCUUCGAGGCCUUUGUACUUGUACACCGAUUCCCGACAGCAGAAACAGGACCCCAAGCUCCCGUUGAAGAUGCCAGACAGGCGUUGCGUCUGAUCGAAGAGAAGGCGGCGCCAGCGAGGUUAGCGUUGUGCGGUCUGUCCUCCGGCGGACACCUUGCGUCCGCGCUGCUGGCCGAGUACCCGGCUUCGUGGGCGUCUUCUUCCGGGCCACCGGUGCCGAAGCCGGAGUUCGCCAUCAUUGGAUACGGACCUAUCUCUACCAAUGCCAAGGGGCACACCAUUAUCCCCAAUAAGGCGCCCCUCGAGCCGCCGGCGAAGCAGGAGCUUUACGAUGUUGUCAUCCCCGAUCAGCAGAUUUCGCGCCCGGCACCGCCAACUUUUAUUGUGUAUUCUGCCAGCGAUCCCGUGGUGCCUGUGGUGAACGCAUACCGGCUUGCGCAGGGGUUGCAGGCAGCGGAGGGGUCUGUCGAGCUCCACGUUUUUGCUGACGCGCCCCACGGCUUCGCUUUGGACACUGAAGGGUUGCCGGUCUCGAAAUGGCCCUCAAUGGCCGAGGAGUGGUUACGGCAGAGAGGAUAUCUGGCAUGAAUAUUUGAGAAGUAGUAAAAUGUCAAACUCUGCAGUACAUUUAGACCAUUUACCUACUUGUUGUACAUGAAGCUUGCAGAGGA
Messenger RNA from Colletotrichum acutatum, 1219 nucleotides. Its product is annotated as Alpha/Beta hydrolase protein. Bases 285 to 1136 code for a protein of 283 amino acids. The record is from RefSeq and is a predicted model, not a curated record. NCBI's taxonomy places the organism in Eukaryota, Fungi, Ascomycota, Sordariomycetes, Glomerellales, Glomerellaceae. The transcript has 2 exons. Gene Ontology annotation, molecular function: lipase activity.